Messenger RNA from Solanum stenotomum, 1569 nucleotides. RefSeq lists its product as uncharacterized. Lineage: Eukaryota; Viridiplantae; Streptophyta; Magnoliopsida; Solanales; Solanaceae. Bases 121 to 1086 code for a protein of 321 amino acids. The transcript is spliced from 6 exons. The record is from RefSeq and is a predicted model, not a curated record.
AAGAAGUAUUUUUUUCUUCACUCUUCUCAUUUGUUUCUCGUCUUCCUCUUGUUUAGUCGUCGUCAUUAAAACUCUCCAUUUCACUUGUCCAAUCGUUUACUCACAAGUCCUAAAAUCUCAAUGGAUUUCUGGCAAAAAGCUCGGAGUUUCGCUGAAGAAGCAGCAAAGCGUACCCAAGAAUUCACUAAAGAAGCCGCUAAUCGUUCACAGGACCUAACCAUUGGUUCCUCCAAACUCUCCGACGUUGUUCUAGAAGCAUCCAAACGAUCCAAAGAAUUCGCUGCUGAGGCAUCCAAGAGAUCCAAAGAAAUUGCCGUUGAGGCUUCCAAACGAUCCAAAGAAAUUGCUGCUGAAGCUUCUAAACGCGCCGAUGUUAUUGUUUCCGAAGCUUCUAAACGUGCCGAUCAGAUCAAAGUUGAUGCUCUCAAACGCGCUGAACAGAUCAAGUUUCAAAUUCCUUCCGCUGCACUUUCUCACAUUGUAGAUUCCUCGCCUUCUCCGACGACUCAAACGGCGUCGCCUGCACCUACGCCUGCCGAUCUCCUGAAAUUUGGAGUUACCGAUGACUUGAGAGAAUUCGUAAAGGGGAUUACCAUUAAUACGUUUCAGGAUUUUCCACUUGAAGAUGAUUCAGUGAUCUCUGAUAUUCCUACAGUCUCAAAUGUUCGGCAGGAUCUUACAGAAUUUCAGGAAAAACACGCAAAAUUUGUUCUUUCAUCUGUCAAGGAAAUUUCAAAGCUCAGAUAUGAGUUAUGCCCACGCAUAAUGAAGGAAAGGAAGUUCUGGAGAAUCUACUUUAUUUUAGUUAACAGUCAUGUGGCCCCGUAUGAAAAGAAAUACACGGAAGAGGCCGAGGCCGAGGCCGAAAUAAAAUCUGUUGAAAAGGCUCAAGUUGAGAGUGAAAAGGAGGUUUCCUUAGCUGGAACAAUUUCUAAACCAGUGGCUGAGGCAACUGCCCAGAAAAAUAAGAAGGCAACCUCAUCAACAUCAGACCAGGAUUUGGAUGUUUUUCUCCUUGGAGAAGACAGCGAUGAUGGGCCAGAUGAUGGGGAUGAUGCCUUUGAUGAUGAUUUUGACAAGAUAUAGAUUGGAAGCUCUCAACAUAGAAAGUUUGCGUAGCAAUGGCUGCCUUCCGCUCGGGAAGCUUGGGGAUGAAGUCCUUCUGGAUGAGUUAUUCCUAUGGAGUAACAUGAUAAAGCCAGCUACAUCAAUUAGUCAAUGCUCACCAUAUUCCAUUCCCUCUAUUCUUCCACGGUGGGUUGUUGCAUUUUAUUGUUCUUUAUUCUGUGAUGUAUUCUUUACUGGAAAUACAGAAAAAAAGGUGGAAAAUGGAGGUCAAAUAGUAUAUGAUGGUAUUUGGAGCUGUAAAUUUGAGUUUUUUUUUUUUAAAUUGUCUUUAUGUUGUACUAAUGACAAUAACUCAUUAGAUAUCUACUUCAAUUUAGUGAUAGUGAACAACAGUAAAUUCGAGCUGCUCUUUUUUUAUUCAAACGAUGUGCUGUUUUCCCUAUCCUGAAAACCUCUACUGCAAUUUUGCUCUCAAUAUCAUUUGACAAGCUUUCCUUGGUU